This is a messenger RNA of Xenopus laevis (African clawed frog), 3786 nucleotides long. It is a transcript of the gene pofut2.S, whose product is annotated as GDP-fucose protein O-fucosyltransferase 2. Bases 288 to 1595 code for a protein of 435 amino acids. Gene Ontology annotation, cellular component: endoplasmic reticulum membrane; Golgi apparatus; endoplasmic reticulum. The record is from RefSeq and is a predicted model, not a curated record. Gene Ontology annotation, biological process: protein O-linked glycosylation via fucose. NCBI's taxonomy places the organism in Eukaryota, Metazoa, Chordata, Amphibia, Anura, Pipidae. The transcript is spliced from 9 exons. Gene Ontology annotation, molecular function: peptide-O-fucosyltransferase activity.
UGCCACCUACUGGCGGAAACCAAGAUAUGGGUUCGAACGAGCGAACAGAUAAUUGGCAGUUUUGUCUGGAGACCCUUCCUCAUUAUACAGCUUUAUCGCUGCCGCCUACCAGCCAAGCAAUCGUAUUCACAGUAACUGAGGCCCCCGGAAAAGUCUACUUCCGUCUAUGUAGUUUUCGGAUUACCGGAAGUAAACUCGCCAGGGGUCUCCUGGUUUAGCGGUUUCCAUAGGAACGGAACGCUUAGGCCUGGACGCCGGAAGUGCAGCCCCGCUGUGCAUAUCGGGAUAUGGCUGCUGGCUCUGUUCGGCCUCAUCUUCUCCUUCUCCUGGGAGUGUGCUUCUACCAAUUGUCCCAGGUGUGCGGGGAUGAGGGGGAGUUCAGCCCGGGACACUCGGCCUCUUCUCUACCAGUCGGAAGUGCCGCAUCUGAACGGAGGUAUUUGCUGUAUGAUGUCAACCCCCCUGAGGGGUUUAAUCUACGCAGAGAUGUAUAUAUUCGGGUUGCAUCUCUCCUGAAAACCUUACUAAAGAGUUCCAAUUGGGUUCUAGUUUUGCCCCCAUGGGGUCGACUUUAUCACUGGCAAAGUCCAGACAUCCACCAAAUCCGAAUCCCCUGGGCAGAAUUCUUUGACCUGGACAGUCUUUAUCAGAAUAUUCCUGUCAUUGAGUAUGAAGAUUUCCUUGCGGAAUCUGGAGGACCCUUUAUAGAGCAAGUGUAUGUUCUUCAAGGUUAUGCAGAAGGCUGGAAGGAAGGAACGUGGGAGGAAAAGGUAGACCAGAGGCCAUGCAUUGACCAGCUCAUGUACUCAGAAGAUAAAAAUGCAUAUUACAGAGGCUGGUUUUGGGGCUAUGAGGAGACAAGAGGUCUAAAUGUCACCUGUUUAUCAGUACAGGGUUCCGCAUCUAUUAUGGCUCCAGUGCUACUCAAAAAUACUACAGCAAGGUCUAUAAUGCUAGACAGAGCAGAGAAUCUUCUGCAUGAUUAUUAUGGAGGCAAAGAUUACUGGGAUACACGACGCAGCAUGGUGUUUGCCAAACAUCUGCGAGUAGUUGGAGAUGAAUUUCGGGCCAACGUUUUGCACUCUACUGACGAAGCAGACAGGACUAUAUUCCAUGAGGACUGGACAAAAGUCAAGGCAAAACCAGAUGCUGCAAUAGGAGGACCUUAUCUUUCUGUGCACCUACGUCGAAAAGAUUUCAUUUGGGGACACAGAGAGGAUAUUCCUAGUCUGCAGAGAGCAGCAGAUGAAAUACACAGUCUAAUGAAGAAACUUCAACUCAAGAAAGUGUUUGUUGCCACGGAUGCUGAUCGAGAAGAUCUCGAAACCCUUCGAAAAUUGAUUCCUGAAAUGGUGCGAUUUGAGCCGACCUGGGAAGAGCUAGAGUUGUACAAGGAUGGAGGUGUGGCUAUUAUAGACCAGUGGAUCUGUGCACAUGCCAGAUAUUUCAUUGGCACCUCUGUCUCCACAUUCUCAUUCCGCAUUCAUGAAGAGAGAGAGAUUCUGAGCUUCAACCCAAAAACAACUUACAAUCGCUUCUGUGGGGACAAAGAAAAGAACUGUGAGCAGCCAACCCACUGGAAAAUUGUGUACUGAAAUAUGGUUAUUCACAUUCAGGGAACAGAUUAUAACUAUACCUAGAAGUAGGGAUGCACCGAAUCCAGGAUUCGGCCUUUUUCAGCAGGAUUCGUAUUCAACGAAUCCUUCUGCCUGGCCGAACUGAAACUGAAUCCUAAUUUGCAUAUGCAAAUUAGGGGCGGAGAGGGAAAUCACAUGACUUUUUGUCACAAAGCAAGGAAGUAAAUAAUUAUUUCCCCUUUCCACCCCUAACUUGCAUAUGCAAAUUCGGAUUCGGUUCAAUUUGGUUUGCGAAGGAUUUGGGGGUUCGGGCGAAUCCAAAAUAGUGGAUUUGGUGCAUCCCUACCUAGAAGAUCCACCAACCAAGAGCAAAUAUCUUGCAGUGCUGGUUGUUUAUUUAGAAGAAAACCUGGUUUAUUUUACUGUCUUUUUCUCAGUGAUAAUGGCUAUGAAGCAUAAAGGGGCACAAAAUCUCUGAUAAGUAUUGCAUAUGUCAGUUGAAACCUUGGCAUGGAUGUGUUGUACGUUGUUUGUAAGAUCUCUGCACAUAGGUACAAUAUAUGUCUGCAUUGUUCUCAUUGUGAGCCUCAGGGGCUGGGAAGUGUAAUUGAGCACCUGUCUGGUGAGGCUGCUGAACAUGCAUGCACAGAUUUUUAGAGGCCUAUUUAUCAAAGGUCGAAUUUCGAAUUCAUGUGAAUUUUUUUUUUUACUCAAAUAUACUCUAAUAUAAAUUUGAUUGGGAGGUUAUUUAAGAAAAAUAAUUGAACAUCUAAAACUCAAACAAAUAUUACCGACCCGAAAAAUCUAAUUUGACUUAACUCGAAUCAAGUUUUUUUUUCGAAAAAAACUUGAAUGUCAGGAAGGCUAGUAACAUCUUCAAAUGGGUCACUGGACCUCUGCGAUUGAUUUAUACAUGAACUCGGCAGGUUUUAGGUGGCGAAAGGUUUGAUAAUUCGAGUUUACAAGGGUUUAGUUUCAAUAUAUUUUUCUGUAAAUGUACAACAUAGUAUGGAAAAUAUGCAUUCAUAGUAUUCUGCACAGAGAGCCUUAUUUAUAUACAUAUUUGUAUUUAUUGGUAUGAAUGCAACCCCAAACUGCUUCUUAGUUAAGAAAAUGUAAUCAUCCUCCAACAACAAACCAUGCCUGCCAGUAGAAUGACAAAAUGCUUGAUGUUAUUGAGCUGUAACUCAGAGGCACAUUUGUUAAAGGUCGAAUUUUGAAUUCAUGUGAGUUUUUUUUUUUUAAACUCAAAUAAAUUCAAAUAUACUCGAAAUUCGAUUGGGGGGUAAUUUAAUUAAAAAAUCGAAUAUCUAAAACUUGCAACGAUUUUAACCAAUUUGAAAACUCGUAUUCGAAUUGAAUUCAACUUAAUUUGAAUGUCAGGAAGGCUAGUAACAUGUCCAAAUUGAUGCUUGGACCUCUCCCAUUGACAUAUACAUGAACUCAGCAGAUUUUAGGUGGCGAAUAGUCGAGUUCUUAAAGGGCCAGAGUAUGAUAAAUCUCGAAAUUUGAAUUAAAACUCGAAUCAGGUUUGGAUAAUUCACAAUUUGUGAAAUUGAGAGUUUUGACAAAAAAAUUCGACCCUUAAUAAAUCUGCCCCUUAAUGUAUUUAAUACAUGGGAGUAUUCUUGUUGUAUUCAGUUCAGAUAGGCAUGCACAUUUUCUAUCCAUUUUAGAACCCAUUGUCCUUUAAUGUCUGUAAAUGUUCAUAUUUCUUAUCAGUAAGAAGAAAAAUCAUUCUCAUUAACACUUGGAAACAUUUAACCAGGCCGAGAAUGGAUGUCGCAGUUGUCACAUUGACAGUGCAAAAGUGUUAUGCUCCGUUUAGCCAUCGACAGAUUUUAAGGUGUGCACAUGGAAAUUAUAUUCAAGCUGCACAUCUGCAUACAGCACAUUGUGUAUUCAUAUUGGUGGUAUUUACUGCUGCUUCUGAUAGUUCUCUAACAAAUGGACCAGCACUGCUAAUGCAAGUAAAGCACAUACUCUGCAGGAAAUCAGAAGUUAUCUGGGUACAUAUUAUUCAACUUUCUUACAGUCAAUGUAAUAAUUAGUAUUAAUUGUAUUGUUUUUUCUACUACAGUGAUGGGCAUAUCUGUCUAUUUGUGUAAGCCACAAACUGUGAUGCCUGACCCUUUGUGUUACAUCAUAAAUGGGUAGUUUUGUAUACCUGAAUUCUGUUUUUGUACAUAUAAAUACCUCUUUGUAUUAA